AUGACCAGCCUUCCUCUGUGUCUAUUAAUAUUUCACAUCGUACUAUUAGCAAAGAACCUUCAAGGAUUGUCGGUAUGCGCUUCACCGCGACCGCAGCAUAUUCGCAUUGAUCACCACGAUGUUGACACACAUCCUGAUCUUAUUGUUGAAACACCCAUCUUUUCAUGGACUAUCGAUGAUGAAGAACAUCUUUGCAAUGGUACAUUGAUACGUGGGAUUUAUCAAACUGCAUAUCAGAUUACUAUAACUCAAUUAAAUAGUUUCUAUUUACCCGAAGAAGGCUCUCAACUAGUCUAUGAUUCAGAUCGUGUCAGUUCGAACGUAACCAUUAACAUUCUUUGCACUAAUCUACCUUUAACAUCAGACACCCGCUAUAGAUACUCUAUUCAGUACUGGUCGUCGACGGGUUCAGUUAGUCAACUUAUAACUGGACAAUUUCGAACGCCAUUGUUCAAUCCGAAAUAUGAAUUCACGGCCAACUGGAUUGGUUCGCGUCAAAUUAAUAUGAAUGAAUUGCGACGGGAGUUUUACAUUUCACAAGAUAUACUUUCGGCCACUGUAUUUAUGAGUGGUAUGGGUUACGGCGUUUUGCACGUUAAUGGUAUCAACGUAGAUCCGUCACGUCGAUUUGAUCCUGGUUGGACGACAUAUACACAGCGCGUCCUUUAUGUUUCUUAUGACAUAACUAAAUUUCUUCAAAGUCGAGCCCUCAAUUGCGUUGGUGUACAAUUAGGGCUUGGGUUCUACACCCACGAACAAUGGGGUGGUGGAGUACCUGCCCCGGCACCGGAAGUAUUUGGUCCACCGGCACGAUUACUUAUACAAUUGAAUCUGAUGUUCACUGAUCAUUCGACAAUGAAUAUCAGUAGUGAUACAACAUGGCUUGGCCGAGAAGGUGCACACCGUAAAGAUAGCAUCUACAUGGGAACAUUCUAUGAUAGCCGUGCUGAACGUUAUAAUUGGUCUACACCUGGUUUUGUUGAUCCCUAUAGUUUAUGGUUGAAUGCCUCUCUCAUCGAAUCACCAUUAUCAUCAGCAUCCGGACAGUUGACAUAUCAAUCGAUGGAUCCGAUACGAAUUAGCCCAUAUGCACUACACAUUGCUACAUCCGCGGCUCGAACAAGUUACAAAUCAAUGCCACCAGGUGUCAUUGGAGGCAAUAUCGUAGAUGGUGGUGUCUUCAAUGCAACAGCAAUUCCAAAUCAACAAGUACCAACGUAUGAUGUUUCACAGAAUAUUGCCGGCUACUGUACGCUAACUAUUAGUGGAAGAAACGGAAUGUCUGUAUCUACACGACAUGCCGAACUAUUGAAUGCGCCUGGCACAAAUGGUAUUCAAUAUCAAGGACUCAAUCAAGCUAACUAUCAAAUCAUUACUGCUUCGGAUGAUUUUAUUAUCCAGGGCACACCACACGAAGUGUUAACACCGCUUUUUACGUACCACGGUUUUCGUUACAUCUCGAUAUUUGCUAAUUAUAUCACUAUCGAAUCAGUCGUAUGCGCAGCAAUUCAUAGUGAAACGAAACUGAUCGGUAACUUUACUUCAUCAUCACUGACACUCAAUCAGAUUCAACAUAAUAUACUCUGGUCACAAAUGAGUAACAUUAUGUCGAUCGUUACCGACUGUAGUCAAAGACAAGAACGACGAGGAUGGUUAGGCGAUGCAGCAUUAUCAGUCGACGUUGCACUAUUUAACUUUGAUUUAUAUGGAUUGUACGUAAAUACUUUGCAGAAUAUCGCUGAUGUCCAACACGAUGACGGAUCUAUUCCAGAUACUGCACCAUACUCCGUUGGCGGAUACGUGGCAGAUCCAUCAUGGGCGCAUGCUUAUCCAGAAAUUGCUUGGCGUCUGUAUCAACAUUACAAUGAUACUGUUGUUGUUAAAAAACAUUACCUUGGAAUUCAAAGAUGGAUAGAUUAUUUAACGAAUCGAGCACAAAAAAGUGGCCUAGGCAAUAUGUACUUUGCAUACGGAGAUUGGGAAACGCCGGUUCAUUAUCCAGUGACAAAUAGUUCUUUGGUGUCAGCAUUUUCCUAUCUAAGUGAUGUACAAACAAUGAUUGCGCUGUCCAAAAUUCUCAAUAAUCAAACUAAUAUCGACAAGUACAGUAAACUAUAUGAUCAACUAGCACUGGACUUUCAUUCUGCCUUCUACAAUCCUCAAGUCAAUGGCUAUGCUGAAGGACAUCAAACAGCCAAUGUUUUAGCAUUACGAUUACCUAAUGUUGUCCCUACUAAUCUUCGUGCGUCAGUUACCAAAGCCCUAGUGGAUAAUAUCGUUCAAAAUGGUAAUCAUUCCACUACGGGUAUUGUUGGUACAGCUGCUCUUUAUCCAGUUUUAACGGAUGCCGGUUAUCACGAUUUAGCUGUUGCGAUAGCUACUCAAACGACGUAUCCAUCUUUUGGAUAUAUGUUCAAUAACAAUGUACAAAAUGCGACAACAAACUGGGAAACGUACCAUGCUUUGAUUGAAGGCCAAGGUGGUACAGACAGUCUCAAUCAUCAUAUGUUUAACAGUAUCGGUGCUUGGUUUUAUCGAUAUCUGGCUGGUAUACAAUUGGAUGGGUUCAGCAACGAUCUCAUUAUUCAUCCCCGUCUCACCAAUGUUCUCGUCACUGUCGAAGCUGAAGUUCAUACAGUAAAGGGACCUAUUCUUGUCUCAUGGGAACGAGACAUCAAUAACAAGAUAGUCAGCUAUAAUAUCACAAUACCACACUCAUGUCAUGCUAUGUUGACAUUUGAACCUAUUGAAUCGAGCACUCGAUGUGUUUCGAUUGAAGAAAAUGGGAUACUGACUUGGCAACGAUCUACCUCGUUACUAGACACGAAAGUCAAUGGUAUUGUAUGGAUACGUCGUGAUACAAAGAUCAAAGGUGCAAUGCUUGCACGUGUACAAAGUGGUUCUUAUCAGUGGAAAGUACGCUGGGACUAA
Molecule: messenger RNA, 2931 nt
Organism: Adineta ricciae
Lineage: Eukaryota; Metazoa; Rotifera; Eurotatoria; Adinetida; Adinetidae
Source: the annotation of a GenBank genome assembly